This is a messenger RNA of Gambusia affinis (western mosquitofish), 2382 nucleotides long. It is a transcript of the gene rbm34, whose product is annotated as RNA binding motif protein 34. Lineage: Eukaryota; Metazoa; Chordata; Actinopteri; Cyprinodontiformes; Poeciliidae. The transcript is spliced from 11 exons. Bases 166 to 1410 code for a protein of 414 amino acids. Gene Ontology annotation, molecular function: RNA binding. The record is from RefSeq and is a predicted model, not a curated record.
CAGUUUUCCGUCGGGGACACAAUUCUAGGUAGAACAGUGCUCGGACCAUAAACGGAACGUGUUGGUGUGUUGUGUGUUCAAAAAGUCUACAUGCGACUGUAAAUAAUACAUUAUUUAAGCAGAGAUAAACGCAUAGGACUGAACUGCGGGGAUUUGGAAGAAGCCAUGAAGAAAAAAGUUCACCACAGAGAAAAAAUGCUGCCCGGUCAAGAGUUAUCUGCAUAUGCUGUCGGCCAGGUAUCUGGCAGUUUGUUCCAACAAAGCUCUGAACCGUCUGGGUCAUUGUCAGCAUUAUUUACUACUCCGUUACCAGCGUCAGAAUCUCUGUUUCAGCCUGUCCCCAAGAAGCGUAUUCAAAAGACCACAGAAAGAAAUGAGCAGCAGAAAGAUGACUUAGAAGUGAAGGUCAAACAGAUGAAGAACAAAUCCUUCAGGAAGACAUCAGAGGCUGAGCAGCAACUGCUGAAAAGGGAGAGCAGUUUAUUAACAGCAGACCCAGAUGAGGAUGUGCAAAAGAGUUCAAUUAGGAAAAAGAGGAAAGCAUCAGAGAUUACUGGUAAAAACAGUGCAGAGUAUUGGGUGUUGAAGCGACAGAAACUGAAGGUCAACAAACAAGAGGAAGCCUUAAAGAUGAAAAGGACUGUGUUUGUUGGCAACCUACCAAUCAGCUGCACAAUGAAGACCCUGCAAGGACUCUUCAAAGAUAAUGGACCAAUUGAAUCUGUUCGGUUUCGCUCUGUGGUUAGAGAGGAUCCCUCAAUGUCUCGUAAAGAAGCAACUAUUAAACGCAAAGUUCAUCCCCAGAAGCAAAGCAUAAAUGCUUAUGUGGUGUUUAAAAAUGAAGAGGGAGUUACCAAUGCUCUGGAGAGGAAUGGCAUGGAGAUUGAGAAAGGCUUUCACAUCCGAGUGGACAGAGUGACUGACAAGUCAUCACAUGAUCACAAGCGCUCUGUUUUUGUUGGGAACCUGGCAUUUGAUAUCAAGGAGUUGGCAUUUCGACAACAUUUUGAGGAGUGUGGAAAAGUCGAGGCAGUGCGACUAGUGCGAGACCCAAACUCUGGACUUGGGAAAGGAUUUGGAUAUGUCCUAUUUGAGAGUGCCGACUCGGUAGAGGUGGCGCUAGCACUGGAUGGCUCAAAGCUGGAAAGCAGGUCCAUCCGUGUGAAGAGAUCAUUGAAAAAGGAAAAGCUGACGAAUAAAACCAACAGCAAAGGAGACCUGAGGAAGUCCAGGCAGAAUGCUGUGAAAGGUUCAGGAGGAGCCCAGAAACCUGGUCAAGCAAAUUUCAGACCCAAACCAAGUAACCCCUCAUCUUUUAAAGGAGAGAUGGCAAAUCCAAACAAGAAAAAUAGAAAAGUUUUAAAGAAGAAAAAUAAGACAAGAAAGACACAUCGAGUUUCUAAGAAAUGAAGGACUAACGAUGAUAAAAUCUGUUUCCUUGACUGUUUGAAAAAGAUUUUCUUUUUCACAAAGUUUUCUAAUGCAAUUCUCCUUCCAGACAAAUAACCAAGAAAAGGAUAUUGUAUUCUGAAAAUGCACAUUUUCUCAAGAUUGGGUGUGGUUUUAGUUUGAACCUGGGGUGUGUUUGGCAAAAAAAGAAAAAAUUGCUAAAUUUUAUGCUUGCAAUAUAUUUAGCUGUAAUAGCUAUUGGUCAUAAAGGGAAAUUAAACGUUGUUAUAACUCGUAUUAAUACAAAUUUCCAGUAGUGGUCUUUACUGCAGCAAAUUUGAUUAAGCUUCUGCAUGAUAGUCUUCUGAAAAGGAAGGUCAGGGUUGUCCAGCAUGUUCUUGACUUGAUGUAAAAUCCUUCUUUGCAUCUUCAUCUCCACAGUCAUCCCCAGAACAGAACCAGCCAAUGCGCCUGGUGGUGGUCCACAGCUUUCUUACUUUGACUACACCGUGGCAUUACUUUCUCUUUCAGUCACAUUUCUACAGAUUUGUUACUACAUUUGUUGCCUGAUCCAAAUUGGAAAGGACCUUGAUUUAAAUGAACAGUGUUUAAACAUUUUUGCAGUUUUCUGGAAGUUUGAUCCAGAUUAGAUGAGCAUAGAAACUGAAUUCUAAAUUCUUCCUCAAUUUAAAUUUGGUACUCCCACCCUGAAUACAUCUAACAAGUAUAACAUUUUAUACACAGAUUGUAUGUGGAAAACACAAUGGAAUUAUAUUACAAGCCAAUAAAGGAAUAGAAAGAGAGUUUAUUUUUUUUGCAGAAUUAGAAAAAUGGGAAGAAAAAGGUGAUAAGAACUAACUUUAAAACCAAAUCUUUCACUUCUGACCACAAGAUGGCGUUGUUACAUCUGUUUUCCAGUGCUAUGUGUCCUGUACUGUAUUAGAAAUAACAUCUCAAGGCACCAGUAUAAUAAACUUAUAAAUUUACAAGAAA